Molecule: messenger RNA, 10093 nt
Organism: Podarcis muralis (Common wall lizard)
Lineage: Eukaryota; Metazoa; Chordata; Lepidosauria; Squamata; Lacertidae
Source: RefSeq, a predicted model, not a curated record
UUUUGUCAAACGCCUUGUGACUUGAACAUUUUGGCUCCUGAACACUGCAAACCCAGAAGUUGAAGACCUGUGUGGGCAUUUAUACUCAGAGAAGAAGGAAACUCUCUACACCAGUCUAGAGGCUGAAGAACUUUUUCACAAUGGACAUAGAUGAUGAAGAGAAUAUGAGUAAGAUGUUCAUGUUAUACAGUGCUAAACCCAUUACUGUUUCUGCAGCUGCUUAGUGCUUUCCCUUUUCAAGUCAGUCACCUUUUGCUUCUAAUCCCGCCUGACAUUCAGAGGAGUUCCCUACUUUUAUUCUAUGGAAAGAAUUAUGUUAUAAUAAUUUGUACAGUCCUGGAAAAAGAAUACUGAAUUACCACGGAAAUUAAUAAGUUUUAAAUGCUUCAUGUGCUCAGGAGCUGUUGUUUUCAGUGGGUGUGCAGGCCCAACGGUAUGCAUGUUUACUCAGAACUAAGCCCCACUAAGUUAAGCCCAAGGUGGUAGUCCUAGACACAGUUUCCUGAGAGUAAGCCUAACUGUAUUUGAUGUGGUUUACUUUUGAAUAGAUGCACAUAGUCUUGCUUAAAUUUCUGUGGUCACUGAGUCACACCUUUUUAUUUUAUUUAGUUGACCUUCCUAACUUUCAUCCUCCGUUCCUUUAAGUCAGUUUUCAUUUUAGAAUGCAGUUUCUAGAAUAUCUAAGAAUAUUGGCUAUAGGACUGAUGUCAUAGCAGAUCUUCACUACCAUUAGAAUACAUGCUCCUGAGUAAUGUGCAUUGAUACCUGGUUCCGGCUUACCUACCACAGCAGACAAGGUAGCAAUUUUUCAUGGAUGCAUAUGUGAAUUUCCUGCCAAAAGUAUAAGGGUUAAUGAUCCCUUCUUAUCUGCCUUAACUACUAAGUGCUAAAGUAUUUGUGCUCAAUGCCUGGGCAUGUCAUUAAAAUGUGCACCUGCAAUGGUUUUGUGAAACCAGCCAGACUUCAGUAACACCAUAUUUUCAGUAUCAUUUGGGAUCACAAGGUGGGUUUUUAUACCCCUUUGGUUUUUUGGCUGGUUUUAGCCAUUUUAAAGACCAUAGCACUUUUCAACAGCUGUGAUUAAUGUCAUGAUUGUUUGUCUCUUUUUAUUCUGGAAACAUUUUAGCUAGCAUUUUCCUUCUUGUGGAAGUAUGGCAUAGAUGCAACCAUAGGUCAGGCACCUCCCUUGCUUCUGAUGUAUAUCAGCCUUCCAGGUUGGAGAAGGCUGAUACAGAUGAGCAUAUGUGAAAAAGAAGGAAAGCAUGUUUAACACAUGGCUUGGUUUGCCCAGUUUUUGAUAGAUCAAUAUUCUCAUAUACUGUAUUAUACUCCUUUUGAUUUGUUGUCCGUACGGGUUUCUGAACACACAGUCAAGUACUGUGCCCCCAUGUUGCUUUGAUGUUUGAGAUGUGUUACUGGGCUAAAGUGGAUGGGAGAUUUGGAGGGAAGUUCCCUACUUCUGAGUAGACUCCAUAUGCCACUAGGACUCCCGCAAGCCCUGGCUUAGUUGACAAGCAGGUAGUGGCAAUUAACAGGAAUGUGUGCCUGUUGCCAGUGAGCUACCCUACUUGGUGGCACUGGAGCAGGGUGUCAGCAUUUUAUCAUAUAUGCACUUCAUUCAUCUGAUGAAGUGGACUGCCCUCCACAAAAGGUCAUGCCAUAAUAAAUUGAUUGAUCCUUAAGGUGUCUGGCGACCAAUAGGGCCAAAAUGGAGCCCAGCAGACUUCCUCUGCGCACGCAGCUCCCUGCCGAUCAUGGAAACGUCCUCCUGCCUCUUUGGUCGGUUUAGCAGAGCUAUACGCAACGGUGAAAACUGCUGCAGUGUGUGGGUAAUAAAUCAGACUUGCACGCAGGCUUCUCUCUUAUCUCUAACAGCCUUUAUUCGGGUAGCAUAACAUCGUAAAUUCAGUCUUAAGCACCCGGUGAUGACUCGCACAUCUUUCCUCUCCGGCAGAGCGGAAGAGAAGAACACACACAGAGAAAACACUCCCGUAUGUGUAACGUAACCACGCCUCAUGAUGUGAGACGUCAUUCAGAACAGUUAACCCUGUACGUUCUGAAUCCCUUAACAAGGUGCCACAAGAUUCACUGUUUUUUUCUGCAAGAGACUAACAGGACAACCUUUCUGGAAAUUGUAUACCUCUUUCUGCCACCAACAAAUGUUGCAUAAUUGUUUAUACCAUAGCAAUCCUGUCUCCACCAUGCCAUUUUGACUUUCUGAAAAAGUCAAAUCUCCAGCCUGAGUCUUUCUCUUGGGGGGAUAAUUCCCCCUUUUGCAUUUUAUUUGUCUGUACAAUACAAGAGAGAGCAAAAAUAUACUGAUGAAGAUAUAAAGAACCACACAAUUAAUUCUACAAACCCAGGGAGUUUGCGGCCUGUGCAUUGUACACAUGGUACACUGAAAUGAAGAGAGAACAAUUCUGCGAUUCUAUGACUAAAUGCUAACUGUUCUAAAUAUAAAAGUAAAAAAUCUUGCUAGGCAUUGCCGCUCAAUAGCUCUUCGCAUUUUGGUCAUUGAAUACAUAAAGAAUCACAUCUUUGUAUGAUUGAAGACUGUGGAUGAUGUGUGUACUAUGCAUAUUGCUCUUGAGUUGAUGAAAUGAGAAAUACCAAAAGUAUUUCCCACACUUUGUGUUUUUAAAAUGACUAUCUUCAUUUAUAUGACAUUUUCAUAGACUGCUCCUGAUUAAUUCAGUACCACAUUUUGCAAAUCACUUGUCUUCUAUUUAAGGAUCUAAAGGCCCUAACAAUAACUCAUAAAGAAAGAGGAAGUGUGUAGGAUGGGAUGUACCCCAAAAAACCCACAUGAACUGUUUGAAAGCAUCAUACAGUUAUGCUGUCAUUUUAGUGAUUUGACACUAGAGCUCUGGCAAUUAAUUUUGCCCUGGUUGCAAAUCAAAUGGCCAAAAAUUCACAAAAGCUCCUUUUUGGAAAGAAAGUGUGCGGCUAAGCAUUUUUGAAAGCCUCAGCACUUAAUAAGAAAGAAAAGAAGGAGCAGUGGACUUAAAAAAACCUGAAACCUAUAAUGUUUGAAUUUACAGUUUUCAAAUGGAAGUUUAUGCUUAAUUGGAAAAUGAUUUUCAAGAGCAAACAUUUCAACAGGCUGGGUAUUUAUGUUCCUUAUCUUCUUUCAAGGACUAGCCCUUUUUCCGAAUGUUCUGUCUUCUUCAUUUCAGGACUGGUUAACGAAAAGCCUGCAUCUUGAACAAUCUAUUUUAUAAAUUUCUCUAAGGAACUGAAUUGCUUGUUAAUCUGGUUCCGAUCAUGUAUGCUUGAAGGGGGAGGUUACUUGCAAAUGUGUGUCUCUAGGGUCAUCACCUUACACAUCAGUCUUAAAUUUAUUCCCUCAAGGUGGAAUAAAUCUGCAUGUCUGAUCUGCUGCUAUUGUUAUGUUGCAAAUAAUAUCAACUGUGUGCUUAAUAGCAUUUUAUGCAGAUGUAACUGCUCUGAAAAGGCUAUGUCUGUACACAUAUAAAAUUUUCUAUUUGAGGUAAAAUUUAAGAUAUAACAGAACGUGUUUCAAAGGAAAUAGUUCUUAAAAAUAUGAAAAACUAUUGAUUCCUUUCAUUUUAUUUGCCACUAUUUUACAUUUAUUUCUUCUCUUUUUAACCUGUAUAUUUCUAUCCACUCUCUUUUAAUUUUCUGUUAUUUUGAGCACCGAAAGGAGUAACUUAUCGAGCUUUUGCUGGAGGAUGUUAUAAAUGAAAAUUUAAUAACUGUUCCAUCAACUUUGUCAACUGGGUGAAGUGGUGUCUGUGUGCUUUUAAUUGUAGGAUUUAACACAAAUUUAAAUAUACUUUCCAGAGCAGCAAAUUUUGAAUCUUAAUCAUGCCUCCUCAAUGGUGUGAUUAUAGGCAUCUGAGAUUGGGUGGGGUUCUUUGGUAGAAUUUAUUUUAUGUUUAAUUGUAUUGCUUCAUGUUUGGCAUAUUUAAAGAAGCUUGCCAUUUGUAACAAAGUGUUUAGAAAAUUGAAUUUCUGUAUUACUACCAAGGCAUCAGUGUUUAAAAGUAUUAUGUCUAUCUAAUGUAAUGUUCAGAUAAGUAUUUUAAUAUAGUCAAAUAAAUUUACUGCCCCCAAUAACCUUUUUUUUUUUUUACAUUCUGAAUAUACAGCUCUUGAAAAGUUUUAUGUUUAAUACAGGCAGCUCCCGACUGACACACAAUCGCUCACACAUGCACGGAGCCCAACCCGGAAGUGACCCUAGAACGUCACUAAAAGGUUGGAAUGAGGACGGAGCAGGGGCAGAACGCUUUACGCGGGCCCCGCCGACAUGCGCAGGGAUCUGGAAUGUAGCCCCGUGCAAAAUGAAGAUUGCCUGUAUUUAUGAUAAGGUGCCUAGUUGGUUCAGGCAGCAUUGAUGUUAAAGAGAACCGCAACAUGGACAACAUUUCACCUAAAGAUGGGAGUGUGCAAGGCGCCGGAGAGGGGAACCAGCUCUCCAAUGGUGGCGGCGCCAGCAGCAGCAGGAAACGACCCUUGGAAGAGGGAAGCAAUGGCCACGGCAAGUUCCGCACAAAGAAAAGGAAGAAAACACCAGGGCCGGUCUUGCCCAAAAAUGCUCUCAUGCAGCUGAAUGAAAUCAAGCCUGGCUUGCAGUACAAGCUUCUCUCCCAAACAGGACCCGUUCAUGCCCCUAUUUUUGUGAUGGCAGUAGAGGUUAAUGGGCAGCUGUUUGAAGGCUCCGGCCCUACCAAAAAGAAAGCCAAGCUCCAUGCAGCCGAGAAGGCCCUGAGGUCCUUUGUUCAGUUUCCAAAUGCUUCGGAAGCACAUCUCGCCAUGGGAAGAACUCUUUCCGUAAAUACGGACUUCACCUCUGAUCAGGCAGAUUUCCCAGAUACCCUCUUCAAUGGCUUUGAAAACCCCGCCCAGUCUGAUCUUUCCUUUUACCUGGAUUCCAACGGAGAUGGUUCCUUUAGCUCCAGUGCAGACUAUAAUUUGUCAUCUUCUGUGGCCUGUAGCCUUGUACAGUCGUCUCUCCCUGCUCCAUCACCAUACCCCUCCACAAGUGGGAAGAAUCCAGUCAUGAUACUGAAUGAACUUCGGCCAGGCUUAAAGUAUGAAUUUCUCUCAGAAAGUGGAGAGAGUCACGCUAAGAAUUUUGUAAUGGCUGUGUCAGUGGAUGGCCAAAUGUUUGAAGGAUCUGGAAGAAACAAAAAACUUGCAAAAGCACGGGCUGCUCAAUCAGCUCUUGCAUCCUUGUUUAACAUGCAGUUGGAUCAAACACCAUCUCACCAACCUAUUCCUAGUGAAGGACUUCAGUUACACCUGCCUCAGGUUUUAGCUGAUGCUGUUGCACGCUUGGUGGUAGAUAAAUUCAGCGAUUUGACAGAUAAUUUUACAUCGCCCCAUGCACGUAGAAAAGUGCUAUCUGGAGUAGUCAUGACAACAGGUACUGAUGUGAAAGAUGCUCAGGUUAUAAGUGUUUCUACAGGAACAAAAUGCAUUAAUGGAGAAUAUAUGAGUGAUCGUGGUCUUGCAUUGAACGAUUGCCAUGCAGAAAUUAUAGCACGUAGAUGCUUGCUUAAAUUUCUCUAUACACAACUUGAACUGCUCUUAUGUAGUAAGGAAGAUCAGCAAAAAUCUAUUUUUAUCAAAUCAGAACGAAGCGGGUUUAAAUUGAGAGAAAAUGUACAGUUUCAUCUCUAUAUCAGCACCUCUCCUUGUGGCGAUGCUCGGAUUUUCUCGCCGCAUGAAGCAGCACAAGAAGAUCAGGGAGACAGACAUCCAAACCGGAAAGCAAGAGGACAGCUACGGACGAAAAUCGAAUCCGGGGAAGGAACGAUCCCUGUCAGAUCUACAACUACAAUCCAGACAUGGGAUGGAGUCCUACAGGGAGAAAGAUUGCUUACUAUGUCGUGCAGUGAUAAGAUAGCCAGAUGGAACGUGCUUGGUAUUCAAGGAGCAUUACUUACCCUCUUUGUUGAGCCAAUUUACUUCUCUAGCAUUAUCUUGGGGAGCUUAUACCAUGGAGACCAUCUAUCCAGAGCAGUAUACCAGCGAAUAGCAGAGAUAGAAGAUUUACCCCCUCUCUAUAUACUCAACAGACCUUUACUCAGUGGUAUCAGUAAUGCUGAAGCCCGCCAACCAGGAAAAGCACCUAAUUUCAGUGUAAACUGGACCAUAGGAGAUGCUGGUCUUGAAGUGAUUAAUGCUACAACAGGCAAGGACGAAAUGGGUCGUGCAUCCCGACUUUGUAAGCAUGCUCUGUACAGUCGCUGGAUGCGAACUUAUGCAAAGCUUUCUUCCAGUCUUCGUUCAAAUGUCAGUAAACCAAACAUGUACCACGAAACGAAGCAAGCAGCUGCCGAAUAUCAAACUGCCAAAGAGUGUUUGUUCAAAGCAUUUUCAAAGGCAGGACUUGGCGCCUGGGUGGAGAAGCCCAUAGAACAAGAUCAGUUUUCCCUUGUAGUCUGAUCCAUGGAUGCCCUCUGCUUGGAAAAGGGGAUAGGAUGGAAACCCUGACGUCAACAUUUCAUCUACACAGCUGAAACAGCAGCUUUUAGAUUUUUAUUGUGGUUUUUUGUUGGGGAGAGGCUGACUUGAGACCAUUUUUUUCUUUUGCUAAAGUAUUAAAACCUUUGGAAAACUGAUAAAUACAAUAACUAGUCUAGAAUAAUACAAAAUUAUUCCAUUACCUUCUAAGGAACUAUUGUUUGCAGGGGGUGGGGGAACCCACAAUGCAAUUCAAAGUGAUACAUCUGGAUAAUUUAAAUUUUAUUUUACUGCAUUGUUACCAGGUGCAUGAUUAAUGUAAACCACCUAGGAUUUUUACACAAAACUUUGACUAAGUGGUUUGUUUUUGUGUUCUUUUAGAGCCCAAGAGACAGAUUAUUUAUGUGCUUCUUAUAGAUUUUUAUUUUUUAAAUAAUUGAGCUCACAGAACCAGACUGGAGUUUGGCUAGCUAUUUUUCCCUGCUUCCUUGCUCUUUAAAAACCAGCUGUUGAAAACUUUGUCUCUCUGAUUUAUGUAUUUAUUAUUGUGUGAUCCAGUUUUUAACAUACCACUUUUUAUUCCAUUUUUAAAGUACUUGUCUUCACUUCCCAUUUACACAUAUUGUGAAGUUAUUGUUUUUUUACCAUUGUAAACUGGAAACUAAAUAUUUGUAAGCUAACAAAUUCUUUUUACUUUGAUGUAUGAAAACCAGCUUAGAAAUAGGCGGAUUGUGUUUCACAGGAACUCAGUGGAGUACAACAGUAAUAUUACCAGUCAUGUGGCAAUUUCAAAACACUCAUUUGUGAGGAAAUACGCUGCCUUGCCAAAAACCAAUUCACACACGAACUCUACUAAGGGCAAAAUAAUUUUUAAAUUGCGCACUUCAGAGACCUAACUUAUUUUCGGCGGAACUGUUGUGUUCUUUUACACACACUAAUAUAAGGGUACCAACCCAAAUUAUUCUGAAAUGAUCUGUUUGAUCUAGUAUAAUAGGAAUAAAUAUUGAAAACGUUGUUCAUAUAUAUUGAUGACAUCUCCCAUUAAUGAGCAUGUUGCGUGGAUCUGAUCUCUCAAGGACAGCAGUCCUUGACUGAGAGAGUUAGGUUCUAUGCUGAGCCAAAGCGCAGGACUCUGGCGGGCAGCUGCUUCCGCUGCCUGUGCUUCAGAGCCAGUUGGCGCCAGGAAGGGUUGUCCCAGAGGCAGGGUGCUGCAAAUGUCCAGGUGCUGUAGCCAGCAAAUCUGACUCUCCUGCCCAACUCCAAGGUAUCAAAAGGUAUUUUCUUUCUGAUAAUUUGUGAUAGGAUGCAGCAAGCAAAGUUGCACUUAAUGAAAUAGGUGGUGGGACUAAUACCUCGGCAUUAAUUGUAAACAUGCAAUAUUGCUAACAUAUUAUUCCAAUAAAAAUAAGAAGGAAUUCAUAACAAUCAUGGUAGAAAUUUGGGCUUGAUCUCAGUAGUUACAUUCCAAGAAAGCAUGUAUUAUUGCAGGUUUAGCAAAUUCAACAUUUCCGUAUGCUUAAAGCGAAGUAAUGGUUACAUGUUUUGCUAAACCAGUGCCAGAAAUCAAAGUUGUAAUACUAUAUGUAUAUCGCAUAUAUCUUGGCCUCUACAUGAUGUGAUGUUCAUAUUGAAGGUAUCACAUCAGCUCAAAGUAUUUUUUAAAUAUUUGUGCGACUGUAUGUAGUAGGUAGACACGGUAGCUAGCUCCUCACCUCUGGGUAUUGUCUGGGUACUGCUAUCUACAUAGUAUUGUGGUGAUAGUUACAAAAACUUUACGAAGUUACUUUGCAUGUCCAGAAAGCCCUAUGCUGUAAUUGGUAUUCCUCUUCCUUUAAAAAGAAAUAGAUAUAUAAUAUGUUCACUUAAAAAAUAUUAUGAGAAAAAGGCAUGAUAGCAAUAAGUUAAUAUAGAAUUUAAUAGAAUAAAUCAGAAUUUUAUUAUGUGAAGGAAAAUAAUUUAUAUGGCAUUUUAAAUUGUUACUAGGCAUUUUCUUGCAGUACUGUGGCCUGAAUUAUAUAGAACAUAAUCAACACAUCCACGUGCUUAAAAUGGUCACAUGAAUAGUCCCAACGAAGCAUAUUCCAGUUCAGAGGAUCAAGGCCAAUUUGUAGACAACUGUGAAGAAAAGAGUAUGAAUAGGCUUGCCAAGUGUUGAAUUAAAAAAAGUCUGGUACCUGGUCAGGACCUGGGGACCGAGCUCUCCGUUACAUGACGUAGAAUCCAGAGUGGGUCUGCUGAUGACAGUUUUUUGGGGUGGACCCAAGUCAAGAGGUCUGGGGGCAGAGCUGAGAUUAAAUUAAAAACCAAACCAGCACAGGUAAGGAGGAAAAUAGCAUCUUUCUCCUUGUCUUUUCUGACACCUGGCUCAAAAGCAAAAAUAAAUAAAAUUGUCCACACUGUUGUUUUUACCAUAGCGGUUUUAAUGAAAUUAAAGUGUGAAGAUUGCACAAUGUAUAGCAAAUUUGCUGCAUUUUAUAGCUUGAAAGCAAAUGUGUUACGUGUUUUUUCCAAUAGCAAAGUGGCUUGCUUGGAACAUAAUACCAAUAUCACAGGGUGAGCACAAGUGAGCCUGAGCCUCAUGCACUCUGCCCUCCUCUCUCCAGCACAACGACAAGGGGAUUGCAAGCCUUCACACUUACCUAAACUAACCAGAGUCUAUUGUUACGUCCAUCCUAUGAAAAUUCUAGUUGGUUUAAACCAUGGUUUAUUGAAACAAGCCCGGAUCAGUCGGCGGCUUUUGGUUCUGGCUUGUUAAAGAGUGUUUAAAUUAACCAGAAUUUCCCCAUUAUGGGCAUAACCAUAAACUUUGGUUAGUUUAAAACAGAAAGUAAAUGCUUUGGAAAUUCAGUCGUAUUUGGGGAAGAAGUGGUAGCCUAUGGGCUGCUUUACUCAUUUCUAAGUGUGCCAGAUUUGCUCCUUUUUCUCUUCACCAACCCAUGUCUAUGCCUCAAAGCUCUCUACUGUCGUGAACAUUAAGAACGUGAUGUGACUAUUUGGACCUGACAGCUGCCUAAUUGCUGAUUUCACAACCAUGCAAUUAGUAGCUUUCCUAGAGACAACUCUUCUUUGCCUGGGCGUCUCGCUGGGGCAGCCUUACUUGUUUGUGACUGAAUAGGCCUGUUCCUAGGGCUGCACUGUACAGCCAACAGUUACCUACCUGUAAAGCAGGGGAAGGGACCCUGGGACCCUGUUAAGACUCACAACACCCGUCAGCCCAUGCCAUGAUGGUGGGAGCUGAAGUCCAGCAACACAGCGAUGUCUGUGGGUCCUUCGCCCCUGCCGUCAAGAAAAGAAUUCAGUGGAUGUGCGGUGAAAAGUUCCUUGUAACUAGAAUCUUACUUAACAGCAAUCACGAGUCCCAUUUAUGUGUUUUUAUGUUCAUUUCUGUGAUCAGCAGGGCAACAACUCUGUACCAUCUCAAUGAAAAGGAUGCUUCCAUAUGCUGGGCAGGAGGGGGACGAGUUUCUCUUCCUUUUCUCCCUCAAACAGCCCCUUUCCUCAUAGAACAAAAACUGGACUAUUGAAAUACCUAGCUAAUGAUGUUGCCACGUAACUGCCAUGGAGGUUUAUUUUUGUUUUUUGUUACAAUGUGAUAACGGUUCUCCAGGCUUUGAAAAAUAAAUCUUUGCCUUCCCUCAAAGGAAGCUCUUACCAUUCUAAA